AUGGAGAUCGCCAACAUAGUCCCCAAGAGCAACAUGAUUGGAGGGUGCGACAUGGCUAACUUGGAAAACCUGCUGCGCUGCAAGCCAUCCAUAUCCUCCCGCAACCUGGAGACCACUGUGAUGUGGUGGCAAACAAACCCAGCGGAAUGUUACACAGCCAAUGGAGGGGACUACAGGGGCUGCCAGAACCAGACGAGCAUUCUUGGGGGCAAGCCAUGCCUCUUCUGGAAUGAGACCUUCCAGCACCCCUACAACACCCUCAAGUACCCCAGCGGAGAGGGGGGUCUUGGCAGCCACAACUACUGCAGGAACCCUGAUGGUGACGUCCAGCCGUGGUGUUACAUCGCUGACCAUGAAGAAGGAAUCUACUGGAGAUACUGUGACAUCUCCACCUGUCAGAUGCCAGGUAACCUGGGUUGUUUCAAAGACAGUGGAGACCCUCCCACCCUGACAGGGAGCAGUGAGACCUCCAACAAACUCACCAUCCAGAACUGCAUCAGCUUCUGCCGCAAACAGAGAUACAAGCUAGCUGGGAUGGAGUCGGGUUACGCCUGUUUCUGUGGCAACGACCUGGAUCAGCAUCACCAUGGCAAAGCACCCAGUAUGGAGUGCAACCACGUGUGUUUUGGUGACCACACCCAGCCCUGUGGAGGAGAUGGAUGGGUCAUCAUCUUCGACACUCGUGUUGGUGCGUGCGGGGGUAACUACUCUGCUCCCUCUGGGGUGGUCUACUCCCCUGACUUCCCUGAUAAGUACGAGGCAGGGAGGGUCUGCUACUGGACUGUCCAGGUACCUGGGGCCUCCAUGAUCCUGUUCAACUUCACCUUCUUCGACAUCUCGGACCAGACAGACAUGGUGGAAAUGCUGGAUGGCUAUACCACCCAGGUGUUAGCACGGUUCGACGGCCGCAACUCGCCCCGGGACUUGGUCAACGUCACUGGAGACUUUGUCAUCCUCUACUUCUACUCAGACCACACCAACCAAGCACAGGGCUUCUCUGUCACAUACCAAGCGCUGAGAGGCCUGGACACCAGACCUAUGGAUGAGGAUGAGGAGGAAGAGGAGGUCACUAGUACAGUGAAGCCUGAGCUUAACGGCGUAACGGAGAAGUCUAACGGGAGCGAUAACGGACGUUCCUCUCAAAUCCUCUAUGUGAUAACGUCCAGUCCCGGUAAACCGGACCACAACAUGCCAGGUCAGUGGGACCAACCCAACGGGACCAACGGACACACCUCUAUGUGGACCAUCUACGCCCUAGCUGCUCUCCUGACUCUGACAGUCAUAGCCAUGGUGGCUAAACUACUACUGCAUAUUACAGUGAAAUCUCCCAACAUCCCGACCAGCAGUGGUUCAGAGAGCUGCAGCGUGCAGAGUGCUGCGUCCGAGCCCUGGAUCAUCUUCUACCGGCCCUCCACCAUCUCCCUCUUCAAGAAGAAGCUAAAGAACCACCACGGAGACCUCAGCCCUCUGGUGGGCAACUAG
Salvelinus namaycush (lake trout) is the source of this 1482-nucleotide messenger RNA. RefSeq names its product kringle containing transmembrane protein 1 (gene kremen1). The transcript has 10 exons. Gene Ontology annotation, biological process: multicellular organism development. Lineage: Eukaryota; Metazoa; Chordata; Actinopteri; Salmoniformes; Salmonidae. Gene Ontology annotation, cellular component: plasma membrane. The coding region runs from base 1 to 1482 and encodes 493 amino acids. The record is from RefSeq and is a predicted model, not a curated record.